Microtus ochrogaster (prairie vole) is the source of this 5006-nucleotide messenger RNA. RefSeq names its product neuronal cell adhesion molecule (gene Nrcam). The record is from RefSeq and is a predicted model, not a curated record. Lineage: Eukaryota; Metazoa; Chordata; Mammalia; Rodentia; Cricetidae. Gene Ontology annotation, molecular function: protein binding. Bases 521 to 4456 code for a protein of 1311 amino acids. Gene Ontology annotation, cellular component: neuron projection. The transcript has 34 exons.
CGCGCGCUUCGCCUGGGUCGCCGGCGGACGCGCGCAGCAGUCCGAGCCUCAGACGCGCCAGAGCGAGGAACCGCGCAGGGACAGCCGGACUGAGGCAGCUGGAGGCGACAGCUUCUGAAACACGCACGACAGCUGCGUUUCGGGGUCUUGGGCAGUAACGCCCCGGCGGGACGGUAGGCGCGGCGCGAAAACGGAUUUUGGUGGUAUUCUCCAGUGACAUCUAGUACCUCUGCCUGCUGAAGGGUUUGACCAAGGCAGCUCUCAACUGCUGACAUCGUCCUGAGCAAAGGAGGGCAUAGAAAUCAGGGGAGCCUUGGGAGGCUUCUGACCGGUGGAUCUUCUGAAGAGCAAUGCUAAGACAACCUUUGGCUUAAAGAAUUAAAAAGAAAUUUUACAUCUUCAAGUAAGAAGACUUCCUUCAAAGUUCCCUGCAUGAGAAAUUAUUUGAGCGUUGCCCACAACUCUUCUGCGAGAGAAGAAAAGGAAAUUCCGUGUGUGGGUCUCAGCAGGAGAAGAGCUGAUGCCGCUUAAAAUAAUGCCGAAAAAGAAGCACCUCUCUGCAGGCAGAGUGCCCCUGAUUCUCUUCCUGUGCCAGAUGAUUGGUGCCCUGGAUGUGCCUCUUGAUCCAAAGCUUCUUGAUGACUUGGUGCAGCCUCCAACCAUCACUCAACAGUCACCAAAGGACUACAUUGUUGACCCUCGGGAGAACAUUGUGAUCCAGUGUGAGGCUAAAGGGAAGCCUCCUCCCAGCUUCUCCUGGACUCGCAAUGGAACUCAUUUUGACAUCGACAAAGACCCUCUGGUCACCAUGAAGCCUGGCUCAGGAACACUCAUCAUCAACAUCAUCACUGAGGGGAAAGCAGAGACCUAUGAAGGAGUCUACCAGUGCACAGCAAGGAACGAGCGUGGCGCUGCUGUCUCUAAUAACAUUGUGGUCCGCCCAUCCAGGUCUCCCUUGUGGACCAAAGAAAGACUUGAACCAAUCACACUUCGAAAUGGUCAGUCAUUGGUACUUCCCUGUAGGCCUCCAAUUGGAUUACCACCAGCCAUAAUAUUUUGGAUGGAUAACUCCUUCCAAAGACUCCCACAGAGUGAGCGGGUUUCCCAAGGCCUGAAUGGAGACCUUUACUUCUCCAAUGUCCUCCCAGAAGACACCCGUGAAGACUAUAUUUGCUAUGCCAGAUUCAAUCACACGCAAACCAUACAGCAGAAGCAGCCCAUUUCUCUGAAGGUGAUUUCAGUGGAUGAAUUGAAUGAUACUCUAGCUGCUAAUUUGAGUGACACUGAGUUUUAUGGUGCUAAGCCUAAUAAAGAAAGGCCACCAACAUUUCUAACUCCAGAGGGUAAUGAAAGCCUCAAGGAGGAGCUAAGAGGAAACGUGCUUUCUCUGGAGUGCAUCGCAGAAGGCCUGCCUACGCCAAUCAUUUACUGGAUCAAAGAAGAUGGAACCCUUCCUGUCAACCGGACGUUCUAUCGGAACUUUAAGAAAACCUUGCAGAUCACUCAGGUUACAGAAGCAGAUUCUGGAAAUUACCAGUGCAUAGCGAAAAACCCAUUAGGAGCCGUUCAUCACACCAUCGCGGUCACAGUUAAAGCGGCCCCAUACUGGAUUGCGGCACCUCAAAACCUCGUCCUAUCCCCAGGAGAGAAUGGCACCCUCAUCUGCAGAGCUAAUGGCAACCCCAAGCCCAGAAUUGCCUGGUUAACAAAUGGAGUCCCAAUAGAAAUUGCUCCCGAAGAUCCCAGCAGAAAAAUAGAUGGUGAUACCAUUAUUUUUUCAAAUGUUCAAGAAAGAUUGAGUGCGGUUUAUCAGUGCAAUGCCUCUAAUGAAUACGGAUAUUUACUAGCGAAUGCAUUCGUAAAUGUGCUUGCUGAACCACCUCGAAUUCUCACAUCUGCAAACAUGCUGUACCAGGUCAUCGCAAACAGACCUGCUUUCUUAGACUGCGCCUUCUUUGGCUCUCCUCUGCCUGCCAUUGAGUGGUUUAAAGGAACCAGAGGAAGCGCUCUUCAUGAGGACAUUUAUGUUUUACAUGAUAAUGGAACAUUAGAAAUUCCUGUGGCCCAAAAGGAUAGUACAGGGACGUAUACAUGCGUUGCAAGAAACAAAUUAGGGAUGGCAAAGAACGAAGUUCACUUGGAAAUCAAAGAUCCAACCAGAAUCAUCAAGCAACCCGAACAUGCAGUCGUGCAGAGGGGGAGCAAAGUGUCCUUUGAGUGCAAAGUGAAACACGACCAUACCUUAAUCCCCACCAUCGUGUGGCUGAAGGACCAUGGAGAGCUGCCCAAUGAGGAAAGGUUCUCCGUUGACAAGGAUCAUCUGGUGGUGACUGACGUCAGUGACGAUGAUGGCGGGACCUACACGUGCACAGCCAACACGACGCUGGACAGAGUCUCUGCCAGCGCUGUGCUUAGGGUUGUCGCUCCUACUCCAACUCCAGCCCCCAUUUACGAUGUACCGAAUCCUCCCUUUGAUUUAGAGUUGACAAAUCAACUUGACAAAAGCGUUCAGCUGACGUGGACCCCAGGCGAUGACAACAAUAGCCCCAUUACAAAAUUCAUCAUUGAAUAUGAAGAUGCAAUGCAUGAAGCAGGCGUAUGGCACCACCAGGCUGAAGUUUCUGGAACACAGACCACAGCACAGCUAAAGCUGUCUCCGUAUGUGAACUACUCCUUCCGAGUCAUGGCGGAGAACAGCAUUGGGAGGAGUGUGCCCAGCGAGGCAUCGGAGCAAUACCUGACGAAGGCCGCCGAACCAGAUCAAAAUCCCACGGCUGUGGAAGGACUGGGAACAGAGCCCGACAACUUGGUAAUUACAUGGAAGCCCUUGAACGGUUUUGAAUCGAAUGGGCCCGGCCUCCAGUACAAAGUGAGUUGGCGUCAGAAAGAUGGUGAUGAUGAGUGGACCUCUGUGGUGGUGGCCAACGUAUCCAAAUACAUUGUCUCCGGCACGCCAACCUUUGUCCCAUACCUGAUCAAAGUUCAAGCCCUGAAUGACGUGGGGUUUGCGCCAGAGCCAGCUGUAGUCAUGGGCCAUUCUGGAGAAGAUCUUCCGAUGGUGGCUCCUGGGAAUGUGCGUGUCAAUGUGGUGAACAGUACCUUGGCAGAGGUUCACUGGGACCCAGUACCUCUGAAGAGUGUCCGAGGACACUUACAAGGCUACCGGAUCUACUACUGGAAGGUGCAGAGCUCGUCCAAAAGAAACAGACGCCACAUUGAGAAGAAGAUCCUCACCUUCCAGGGCAGCAAGACUCACGGCAUGCUGCCAGGGCUGCAACCGUACAGUCACUAUUUUCUCAACGUCCGAGUGGUCAACGGGAAAGGGGAGGGCCCAGCCAGCAGCGACAGAGGCUUCCAUACUCCAGAGGGAGUCCCCAGUGCUCCCUCCUCUCUGAAAAUUGUCAAUCCCACCCUGGACUCUCUCACUUUGGAAUGGGACCCGCCGAGUCACCCCAAUGGCGUCCUGACUGAGUACACCUUAAAAUACCAGCCAAUUAACAGCACACAUGAACUUGGCCCCCUGGUAGAUUUAAAAAUUCCUGCCAACAAGACACGCUGGACUUUAAAAAAUUUAAAUUUCAGCACUCGGUACAAGUUUUAUUUCUAUGCACAAACAUCGGUGGGAUCAGGCAGUCAGAUUACAGAGGAAGCAAUAACGACUGUGGAUGAAGGUAAGAUGGCUGGUAUUCUUCCACCUGAUGUAGGUGCAGGCAAAGUUCGAGCAGUAAACCCCAGGAUCAGCAAUCUCUCUGCUGCAGCCGCUGAGACGUAUGCCAAUAUCAGUUGGGAAUAUGAGGGACCAGAGCAUGUGAAGUUUUAUGUUGAAUAUGGUGUAGCAGGCAGCAAAGAAGAAUGGAGGAAGGAACUUGUAAAUGGUUCUCGAAGCUUCUUUGGGUUAAAGGGUCUCAUGCCAGGAACAGCAUACAAAGUUCGAGUUGGUGCUGAGGGGGACUCUGGUUUUGUGAGUUCAGAGGAUGUGUUUGAGACAGGCCCAGCGAUGGCAAGCCGGCAAGUGGAUAUUGCGACCCAGGGCUGGUUCAUAGGUCUAAUGUGUGCUGUCGCUCUCCUCAUCUUAAUUUUGCUGAUCGUUUGCUUCGUCAGAAGAAACAAGGGUGGUAAAUAUCCAGUUAAAGAGAAGGAGGAUGCUCAUGCAGACCCUGAAAUCCAGCCCAUGAAGGAAGAUGAUGGGACAUUUGGAGAGUACAGGUCUUUUGAAAGCGAUGCAGAAGACCACAAGCCUUUGAAAAAAGGAAGCCGAACACCUUCAGACAGGACUGUGAAAAAAGAGGAUAGUGAUGAUAGCCUGGUUGACUAUGGCGAGGGGGUGAAUGGCCAGUUCAAUGAGGAUGGCUCCUUUAUUGGACAAUACAGUGGUAAGAAAGAAAAAGAACCAGCCGAGGGCAAUGAGAGCUCAGAGGCCCCUUCACCUGUCAACGCCAUGAACUCCUUUGUUUAAGUCGGGUAGGCUCUGCGCCAAUGUCCCAUUUCUCUGGAAUGUCUUUCCUGAGCUCUUCUCUUCCCUCUCAGCCUAUGGACACGUGGGUAGAAAGGAUGUUUUCUGCUGUCUGUGAGUAUUAUGAGAGCAAAGCAAGAACACAACUCAGUCAUGCGAUACGUUAAUGUGAACUGGGGUGCAACGUGCGUACUUUUUGUUGUUCAGAGUGGGUUUUCUCAAUUUCCUUGGAACUGAUUAAAAAAACAAUCCAACAUCAUCCACAGCUCCCAUCAUUCCCUGUGCGGGACACAGCUCCAUAAGCUGCAUGAAACAUGCCGCACUGAGGCCACACCGCGGAUGUGAUGGCCGACAUGGUCAGGUACUUAGUGCCACUAUCCUCAGCUGAACCCUAAAUAUGAAUUCCGUUGUUAUUGUGGAGAGUGUUCCUGUAGCGUUCUCUAGAGCUCCAAUGUCUUUGUGGACAUUGUUGUGAAACUCGUGACUAUGUCUAGCUGUUGUUAGUCUUUCCGGGAGACUGUUAGGAACAGUGUGUACAAUAAAUACUUCCUAU